This is a messenger RNA of Cooperia oncophora, 396 nucleotides long. NCBI's taxonomy places the organism in Eukaryota, Metazoa, Nematoda, Chromadorea, Rhabditida, Trichostrongylidae. The record is from the annotation of a GenBank genome assembly.
AUGUGGUGCAAGAAAGGCGAAUACUCUGCUGUGGCGAAGCUUUUCUUCCAAAAUCCCGAGGAAAGCGUGAAGUCACUCUUCCACAGCCCCAUAAAUUCAUUUCGACCGUGGACUUUAAUGAUUUUUUCGGUUGAAUAUUACAUACUUACAUUAUGGACGUUUGCUCUACCAGUACCUGCUGGUGUUUUUAUUCCUGCUAUUCUAACUGGAGCGGCUUGGGGUCGUCUCUUUGGCAUUGGCGUUGGUCACGCUUUUCCAGCUAUUACAGGAAUUGAUCCUGGAAAAUACGCACUGGUUGGAGCCGCUGCUCAGUUGGGAGGCAUAGUACGGAUGACGAUAUCUCUCACAGCUAUAAUAAUGGAAGCAACCAAGGUGCUCUUCUGUCUUUGCCAUUGA